Molecule: messenger RNA, 963 nt
Organism: Oryza brachyantha (malo sina)
Lineage: Eukaryota; Viridiplantae; Streptophyta; Magnoliopsida; Poales; Poaceae
Product: lamin-like protein
Exons: 2
Coding region: 92-574 (160 amino acids)
Cellular component (GO): plasma membrane
Molecular function (GO): electron transfer activity
Source: RefSeq, a predicted model, not a curated record
CGCCACGCCGUCCAGCUCCCUCUCGUUUCAGGCGAGAGCGCGCGCGCGCGCGAGAGAGAACCACGCUCUGUUCGGAUUUCGAGGGCGAAGGAUGAGGGCGGUGUGCGCGCUGCUGCUGGCGGCGGCGGCGGCGUUCGCGGCGCUGCCGGCGACGACGACGGCCAACAAGUUCUCCAUCAACUGGAAGCCCAACACCAACUACUCCGACUGGCCGGCGCAGAACGGCCCCUUCUACAAGGGCGACUGGCUCGUGUUCUACUACACGGCGGGGCAGGCGGACGUGAUCCAGGUGGACGCGGCGGGGUACAACAAGUGCGACGCCACCAACGCCAUCUCCAACUACAGCAAGGGCCGCACCUACGCCUUCGAACUCAACGAGACCAAGACCUACUACUUCAUCUGCAGCUACGGCUACUGCUUCGGCGGGAUGCGCCUCGUCAUCAAGACCGAGAACCUGCCGCCCCCGUCCCCGCCGGCCUCCGCCAAGGCCAAGUCCGCCGCCCCCGCCGCCUCGCGCGCCUCCCUCCUCUACGCCGCCGCCGCCGUGCUCGCCGCGCUGCUCAGGAUGGUCUAGCCGCCGUCCUUUUUAGCUAUCAGCAUUGCCGUUUCUUCUUCUUCUCUCUCUGAUUUGGAGCUGCUACUUCCCUAAUUCUUUUUAGUGUGUUUGGAACCCUGGAUUAGCACCUCGAUUAGUGGUGUGGAUUUGCGUAAGCUGUCGAUUGAGCAAAAGAUUAAUCGAUGAUUCUAUCAAUGUGCACAAGUUCAGAGCUAGUUUUAUAACUCUGCAUCUUGAAUCUUGUAGUAGGGAAUUGGAAGAACAUUUUAUUAAAUCCACCAUUCCUCUCUCCUUUUCCACUUUACUAGUAGUAGGUAUCUAAAAAAAAAUUCAGCGUUGCUACUUUGCACCUGGGUAUCUUUCUAUCUUCAAAAUGCAGCAUUUCUUGUGGUUUAUCUUGGAAGACG